This is a messenger RNA of Hibiscus syriacus, 450 nucleotides long. RefSeq lists its product as uncharacterized. The record is from RefSeq and is a predicted model, not a curated record. The coding region runs from base 1 to 450 and encodes 149 amino acids. The transcript has a single exon. Lineage: Eukaryota; Viridiplantae; Streptophyta; Magnoliopsida; Malvales; Malvaceae.
AUGGUCAUCCUUGACAGGCUUCCUACCAAGGAUAGGCUUGCUCGUUUUGGGUUGGUUGUUGAUAAUGUUUGUGGGUUGUGUGGGACUGGUAUGGAAUCUCGUGACCAUCUCUUUGCUGAUUGUUCUUAUGCUAAGGAUGUUUGGAGUUCUGUUUUGACUGCUUGUGAUAUCUCGCAUGUGUUUCAUAGCUGGGAUGAGCUGUUCCAUUGGUUGCUGGCUAAUCUGAAGGGUAAAUCCGCCAGAGUUUGUAUACUCAAACUGGCAUGGACUGGAUAUCUCUAUUUUAUAUGGAGGGAACGCAAUUCCAGACUCUAUGGUAGGCUGGCUUGCUCGGCUGAGGUUACUGUAAAUAAGCUUAGGGAGGCUGUGAAACUUAAACUGUAUAGACAAGGCUUGUAUAGGAUUGGUGAUGUAAAUAGGCAUUUGUUCAUGAAUUGGGGACUUAUCUAG